AUGCUGCUGAAUUUGUUGAACUUUAGGUCUCUUAGGUAUGCGGAUCAGUGCCAUCGUCUUGUAAGCACACAUAAACAUGCAGAUAGUAAUCAGAUAUCGAAAGAUCAAAGCGUUGAUUCUUGUAUUGCAGCAAUACGAAAUGUUGGCUUGGUUGCACAUAUUGAUGCUGGCAAAACAACGACCACAGAACGUAUGCUAUACUAUGCUCGCCGUACACAUUAUUUGGGCGAAGUGGAUCGUGGAGAUACUGUAACUGAUUAUUUGCCAGAAGAACGCGAGCGUGGCAUUAGCAUUGUGACUGCAGCAGCUUCCUUAUCUUGGCGAAAUCAUUCAAUCCAUUUAUUGGAUACCCCGGGACAUGUAGAUUUCACUGUUGAAGUUGAGCGUAGUUUAACUGUUCUAGAUAGCGUUGUGGUCAUACUGGAUGCGGUUAAAGGUGUGCAAACUCAAACGCAUACAGUUUGCCGUCAGGCUCAUCGUUAUAACCUCCCGUGCUUAGUGUAUAUAAACAAAAUGGAUCGUCCACUGGCAAAUGUAGAUCUGUGUUUACAUAGCCUGUCGAAUCAGCUGCCCACAAAAGCUCCUUACAUACCAAUUCAUUGGCCAGUGUUUGCUCAUGACCUUCAUAUAUCCAACAUGUCAUCAUCAAAUAAUAUCACAAACACUUCUGCUGCUCUGUCUAACCAACAUCACGGCCUUCAUGUUAAAGACAGUUGUACAAGUCGAUUUGUAGGACUUGUAGAUUUAACUACUAUGGAAUUAAAGAACUGGAUUUCAUGCAACGAUCCAGAUGAUAUGUACACAUCAUCUAACUUAUUUGAAGGUUUAAAUACAACUACCAACUUGCAUAACCCUUAUAAAUUCAAAUCAAAAUCUCAGAAUGAUUAUGAAUUGAAUACAAAUAUCGUUCAGGAGGCAUUGAAUGCACGUAUAAAGUUGUUGACAGCAUUAGCUGAAGUUGAUGAGGAGUUUGCUGAUGAAUUGUUACAACUUGAUAACCCAGAGUUGUUGAUCCCUUCAGAUGUUGUUCAUAAAAGUUUGAAAAAGGCAAUUCGUUCUUUUCAUAUUAUACCUGUGUUAGUUGGAAGCAGUCGAAAUAAUAUUGGGAUUCAACCCCUUCUUGACUUCAUUGUUGAUCAUCUUCCAAAUCCUGGCCAAUGUAAUCUACCGACUUCUGUUUUAAAAGUUUAUGAAGUGUCGAAAUCUAUCUUGCCGAAUUCAAGUGAUAUAUUAAAGGCGUCACAUAACUUGGAUGAUCAUCUGACUAUUCUUUCUUCAAGAUUCCCGAUAAUGCUUGUAUUCAGAAUAUGCUUUGAUCCACAUCGUGGUCCGCUUACCUUAGUACGUAUAUAUUCUGGAUUAAUCACUCCUGGCUGCCAAAUAACUAACUGGAGCCGAUAUAAAGAUGGCCAUUUAUUCGAAAAAAUUUUAAAUGUAUUUCAACUGAACGGAGAUUCUCUAGAAGUGGUCAAAAGUGCUGGACCUGGUAGUAUUGUUGCUUUAAGCGGACUUCAGUCAACGUAUACAGGUGAUAUUCUAGGUCCAGUAUUGAAUUCAACCAAGGAUAAACAAAUCAAAAAACUAAUACAUUCCGAAUUUCAUACUACUGAAGAGAUAACUGAAAGUGGAAUAGGGUCGCUAUCUUUAUUCCAAGUGUCAGAGCCCGUUGUAUAUGCAGCUAUCGAACCCAGUGGCCGAUCUGAUAUACGCAUACUUGAACAUGCUCUCAGUUGUAUGCAACGUGAAGAUCCCAGUUUCCAUGUGAAGUUUGACUCGGAAACUGGCCAGUGGACAAUUUCUGGAAUGGGUGAUCUGCACUUGGAUAUUAUCCUUGCAAGACUGAAACGCGAGUAUAAAGUCAAUGUUCGUAUAGGUCCUCUUUUAAUUGCUUACAAAGAAUGUCCAUCAACUGAUGCUUGUAGUUCAUGUGGAUGGGUUAUACAGCCGGAUAUGUGA
Molecule: messenger RNA, 1956 nt
Organism: Heterobilharzia americana
Lineage: Eukaryota; Metazoa; Platyhelminthes; Trematoda; Strigeidida; Schistosomatidae
Source: the annotation of a GenBank genome assembly